AUGGCGAACGAUGAAUAUGACUUUCUCUUCAAGGUUGUUCUGAUCGGUGACUCUGGCGUCGGUAAAUCCAACCUUCUCAGCCGAUUCACGCGGAACGAAUUCAACCUCGACUCCAAAUCCACAAUCGGCGUCGAAUUCGCGACUAGAUCGAUUCAGGUCGAUACAAAGACGAUCAAAGCACAAAUAUGGGAUACUGCCGGGCAAGAAAGAUACCGCGCCAUUACAUCCGCUUACUACCGAGGGGCUGUCGGGGCACUCUUGGUCUACGACAUCAGCAAACGGCAGACCUAUGACAAUGUCACGAGAUGGCUGAAAGAGCUCCGGGACCAUGCGGAUGCCAACAUAGUCAUCAUGCUGGUUGGGAACAAGAGUGAUUUGCGGCAUUUGCGCGCCGUUCCAACUGAGGAAGCCAAGCAGUUUGCGAGUAAGUUCCCAAAUGUUACUCCGGUGUGGUUCAGGACUCAUAUUUGCGAAACAGGUGAAAACAAUCUGUCCUUCAUCGAGACGUCCGCCCUCGAUGCCAGCAACGUUGAGUUGGCGUUCCAGAAUAUCUUGACUGGCAAGUCCUGUGAUCUUGUUCUUAUUCCAAGGCUGACAUGUGUGGGCAGAAAUCUAUCGGAUCGUGUCGAGCAAGGCCCUCGACAGCGGAGACGCGGCACAAGCGCCAGCCGGCGGCGUGAAGAUUGA
Molecule: messenger RNA, 687 nt
Organism: Capronia coronata CBS 617.96
Lineage: Eukaryota; Fungi; Ascomycota; Eurotiomycetes; Chaetothyriales; Herpotrichiellaceae
Product: Ras-like protein Rab-11B
Exons: 2
Coding region: 1-687 (228 amino acids)
Biological process (GO): exocytosis
Cellular component (GO): recycling endosome
Molecular function (GO): GTP binding; GTPase activity
Source: RefSeq, a predicted model, not a curated record